AAGAACUACAUAAGAAAAGUAUAUGAUUCAGCAUUGCAGAAAUGCUUCAUAAAUGUGCACAGGCGAUUAGUAACAGAUCCAUCUUCACCGCUUGUCAGGACCUCGGUGCUCAGCUGAAGGCUAUUCAGUGUCUGUGAGGGAGUAAUCCCGGAUCAAAGGUCAGAACUAUGACCCGGCAGCAAAGCGUUUUCCAUCAGAACAAUGGUGGUAAAAGUCCAAUUAGCUGUAUGCUGAGUGCUGGAGGUGUGACGCCGCAGCGGUGAUCAAUCGCUGCCACAGACCGACUGAUUCUUCUGUCCACAGUCAAUAAUGCUGGCUGAUGUAUGUGUAAUUAACAAAUACUUGAGCGUAAUUCAGAGUAAGUUUGCGGGCAUCGUGGGUCAUGGGUUGUGGGAGAGUGAUAUGGAUGAGGUGCAGAAAUACUACGUAUUGGAUCUCGCUGAUUAUAUAAAGGCCGGACUGAACCGUCCCGAGCCACAGACGCAUGGAGUCUCAGCAAGACAAGCUGAACGUGUUUGCGACUGGACACUGGACCAGGAUUCCUGAGUACAGCAGCAACCAUGAAUGUCUCAGAGUCGUCUCCGGCGUGUUCUCUGGGCCUGCCGUCUUCUUCAGACGAUGGCCGGACCUGCAGCAAAGCUCCUGAAGUUGCCAGCGUCAGAGUUCAGCUGGAAAUGCAGAGCCUGUGGCGGCAGUUCGACCAGCUGGGCACUGAAAUGAUUGUGACAAAAGCUGGAAGAAGGAUGUUUCCUACAUUUCAAGUACACAUUUCAGGCAUGGAUCCUGCUGCAGAGUAUGUGCUCCUAAUGGACUUUAUUCCUGUUGAUGACAAACGAUACAGGUACGCUUUCCACAGCUCCUCCUGGCUGGUAGCGGGACGUGGAGAUAUAGCCGCCCCGGGACGAGUGCACUUCCAUCCGGACUCGCCGGCACGAGGAGCGCAGUGGGUCAAACAGACCGUCUCAUUCGACCGCCUCAAACUCACCAACAACCUGCUGGACGAUAACGGCCAUAUGAUCCUGAACUCCAUGCAUCGCUACCAGCCCCGGCUGCACGUGGUUGUGGUGGACAGGAGCCGCGACAGUCAGCGCUAUGCCCACCGCAACUUCUGCACGUUCACCUUCCCAGAAACCCGCUUCAUCGCAGUCACCGCCUACCAGAACCACAGGAUCACCCAGCUGAAGAUCGCUUGCAACCCCUUUGCGAAAGGCUUUCGUACAGCAGAUUCUGAAAACAGACAUUCAGCUCAAUGUCAGACAGAAUCUGCCGGCCUGUCUUUGCCAUGGAGUGAGUUUGAGGGAUCACCGGGGUGUGAAGACCAGCGGCUACAACACCAACCUCACUGCCGCUCGGUCGCUCGCGAUCCAGCCCUACGGACGCCGAUGGCCGAGGCGACGCUCUCGUACAGCGCAGGGACGGACAGCAGCGUGGACCGGAGGGACGGAGGCUCUCACGGCCAUUUCUACGGCGCCCCUGUGUUCUUCACAGUGCCCUGCCAAUGGGACGGCCUGAGCAGAGCAGACAGAAGCCUGAUCGGAUAACCGAACCUUCAGUCAAAUAGUCUUUAUCAGCCUUAUGCUCUAAAAAUGUUGUGUCGGGUAAUCUAAAAGUGUGCUUCAUUUAUUCACAUCAAAUAAAAUCAUCAUAAUCAACAACAACAACUGGGGUUACACUUUAUUUUGAUAGUCCACUUUAGACAUUCUACUAACUAUAGUAGUAUAUAAGUAACUUUCCAACUACAUGUCAACUAAUUCUCAUUCAUUAGCAACUAGGUGUCUACUAACUCUCAGAGCAGACCGUUAGGUUAGGUUUAGGCUUAGCAGAAUAAGUUGACAUGUACUUGCAAAGCUUAGAAAAGUGUUAGAAGAUAUUAAGCAGACAGUCUACUAAUACUCUAAUGACUAGUUGACAUGCAGCUGCAAGGUUACUUAAUGUUAGUAGAAUGUCUGAAGUGGACUGUCAAAAUAAAGUGUUACCGCAACAACAACAACAAUAAUAAUAGUAAUAAAUUAAAAUAAAAUAAAUGAAUUGUAAUGGUCAGGUCAACUAGA
Labeo rohita (rohu) is the source of this 2051-nucleotide messenger RNA. Its product is annotated as T-box transcription factor TBX1-A. Gene Ontology annotation, cellular component: nucleus. Gene Ontology annotation, biological process: cell fate specification; positive regulation of DNA-templated transcription; regulation of transcription by RNA polymerase II. NCBI's taxonomy places the organism in Eukaryota, Metazoa, Chordata, Actinopteri, Cypriniformes, Cyprinidae. The coding region runs from base 561 to 1541 and encodes 326 amino acids. Gene Ontology annotation, molecular function: RNA polymerase II cis-regulatory region sequence-specific DNA binding; DNA-binding transcription factor activity, RNA polymerase II-specific. The transcript has 8 exons. The record is from RefSeq and is a predicted model, not a curated record.